Molecule: messenger RNA, 682 nt
Organism: Daphnia magna
Lineage: Eukaryota; Metazoa; Arthropoda; Branchiopoda; Diplostraca; Daphniidae
Gene: Yippee
Product: protein yippee-like 5
Exons: 3
Coding region: 164-523 (119 amino acids)
Source: RefSeq, a predicted model, not a curated record
GCUUACAUGUACCAGGACACCAACAGAUGGCGUCUGUAAACUUGUUUUGUUGUUUGGGAAACAGCUGACACUAGUUGUUUCCAUUGUUCUGCUUCGAAUACAUUGACCACGAAAAGUUGACGAGAAGAGUAUUAUUUCUCGAGAGUUAAAAAAGGCUGAUGGAAUGGGUCGCAUAUUUCUGCAACACAUUGGAGGUAUGCGCCUCUUUUCCUGCGCGGCCUGCGAUACUUUUUUGACUAAUCGAAAUGAACUGAUUAGUACACGAUUUACUGGUGCGACUGGUCGUGCUUUCCUGUUCAACCGAGUCGUAAAUCUCAAUUUCAGUGAAGUUCAAGAUCGUGUCAUGUUGACUGGGAGGCAUAUGGUACGGGAUGUUUCAUGCAAAAACUGUGAUGCAAAACUUGGAUGGAUCUAUGAAUUUGCCACAGAAGAGAAUCAGAGAUACAAGGAAGGAAGGGUGAUCUUGGAGCGAGCCCUUGUAACUGAAACAGAUGGAUUUGAAGAACAUAUGGGUGAAAGUUAAAAUCUUGCUAUGUCAAAACAUGUUUGUGUAUGUAAUAUGUGUGUCCUUUUAUAAUCAUUUGCAGUAUAUUAUCAGCAGUUCUUGAGUUCGUAUGAAACAUGGUUGGAAGAGAAAUUUAUUUCAAAUUUAAGUGAAAAUACAAAAUUUGUUAGACUUAAA